Molecule: messenger RNA, 2574 nt
Organism: Sclerotinia trifoliorum
Lineage: Eukaryota; Fungi; Ascomycota; Leotiomycetes; Helotiales; Sclerotiniaceae
Source: the annotation of a GenBank genome assembly
UAAUAAUCUUGUUCUGUAUGCGCUCCAAUCUUCAAGGACUUUUGCCUCAAAGUACAUAUCCAAGAGGAAUAUUGAUGUUCCUUCACUCGAUCAUUACUAAUUGUUAAAAAUCUUUGUAUAGAAUUUCCAUCCCCACGACAAUUUUAGUCGUUCACGUUCCUUUCAAUCAGAUCGACCACCACUGCAGGCCUCAGUUCUUUCAAAGCAUCUUUUUGAAUCGACGCUCUACCAAAUAUGUCUUAUUACGAUAAUCAGCAAUGGUCCGCCGCUGGGCAACCAUCUUGGGAGCAACAAACCCCGCCAGCUCGUUCUGGUAUGUUGGGAAAUUCUUGAUGUUAUCGCCAGGGUGUCAAUUGACCAAGUGUUACAGGUGCCAACUCAGUUGCUCCGCGCGAGGACUCCACUGCAUUCAGCACACAAAUUGAGGGUACGUUCAAAGAGAUAUACUGCUCAUAGUAAUUGAUCAUUUGGGUGUUGCCUGGCGCAGGAUAAAGUUUGGUGUCUGGGUUACGACGGGAACGAGUUUAUCAUAUGGCACUCGAUGAUAAUCGUGCUAGUAUUAUCAUGAUCAAGAAGCUGAUGAAGUCAUGUACAGAGGUCGACCGUGCCAUUGACAACUUGGUCAAGAGCGGAAAGAUGUUCAACCUACCAGCUGGUGGUCGUCGCGAUUCCAUGCCAAUGGUUGGUCCUUCAAGAACCUUCCCAGAACAAUUUGGUAUGCUCCACUUUUAGAGGACAACUUCAAAAUUCUUAGGCCCUAACAUGUUGAUUGCAGAUCCUCGAAUGACUGCUGGUCCUCCAAGACAUCACUCGGUUAGCGAUUUCGGCGGUGAUGCUCGGUCUUUCUCGGGAUCCAAUCUCCAGAACUUCUAUGCGAGCCAGCGACACCAACCCUCGAGAGGCGCAAAUGAAGCCGAACAAGUGAUGCAGGCGAAGAGGAGAAUGGCGGCUCAGCGUGAGAGAGAACUGCGCAAUUACCAUCAAGAGCAGCAGUAUAAUCGAAGUAGGCCACCCUCUUCCGCUGUGUAAAAAUUCUAUUUGUCAAAUACCCUGUACCCAGCGGCUCUUCCCAGCGGUUCGUUCAUAUCAGUCAAAAUUUUUUACAUGACUUUUUCUCGCCUACAAUUGUUCUGUGUGAAAUGAGAAAAAAACGACAUCUUUAUUAUUCACUUUUGACACCACAUUCUGCACAUUUACUGACUGAAAUAAGGCGUCACAUCUGAGAUCUUGGGUGGCAAGCCAGACCGUAUCGCAAGCCCAGGGAGCGGUAUGAGCGAGGAAGAACGUCGUGACUUGAUUGCCCGUCAAAGAAGUGCUCUUUAUGGAGAUAGUCCAGCAUUCAAUGCUGAAAAUGGCGGUUUUGAUGAAAAUGGUACACCACGCCCAACCACUCAAGGGUCUACCACUCAAACCCUUAACGCUGCCCCUGGUGCUAUUCGUGGGCACUCCCCUCUUGCCUUUGACCACUUCAAUGCCCAAGCUACCCAGGCCGAAAACUCAAAUCAGCAAAAUACUACGGAGCCUCAAUCAGCUACAACCGCACAGGCUCUGGGUCAACAGCGAUCUCGGGCUAAUAGCACAUCUUCUCCGUCGUCCAACCCUACCAGCUUCAGUCUUUUCGAAUCUGCUGCUCAGCAGUCCAGUCGGACUUCGACUUCCUCCCCUGGUGGGUCCCCGCCACGCCAAGGAGGUAAGGCUUCCGCUAGCGGCGUCGCGCCAAUUGGCACUAGACCUAGUGGUCAAGCUGCUAAUCCAGCUCUGAAUAAGCGAUCCACCACUCCUUUACCAUCACCAUUGAGCUAUGGCUUUGCCGCUAAUGAUUCGACUACCGAAUCUAAGGAUGCAAGAACGACUUCCGCUUCGUCAAAUCCCAACCCUCAAGGACAGACCGAGAGUGGAUUGGGUUGGGGAUCUAAGAGUGGUGUUUGGGGUAACAAGAAUCUUGGUGUACAGGCUUCGGUUUGGGGAUAAAUUUGGUAUGAUAUCAUGAAUGAACAUAGAAAACAGGCGCGAAGGGAAACGGUAUGAUUGAUUGAUUGAUUAUCUGCAUAUGUUUGUGCGUGGUGGAUGGAAACUGGACAAAAAGAAAUAUCGAUAAUAGGCUUGGCAUGGCAGGCGUAUGGAACCUUUUCAGAAUUUAUCGGAAGGCAGGUUCUGGAUGGAGGGGAGCGAGUUUUUUACCACCUCGCUAUCAUGCUUUGCUUCUCAACACAUAUUGCAGGAGUCUAAUUGAUUCUCGUCAGCGGCAACAAGGAAGGAGUCAUUUUUUAGUGUUUUUGCUUUUUUCGGAUGUUCAAAUGGUAAUAACUGGUGGGAAUGGAUUUUGCUAUUUUGUCUUGUCUCGUGGCAUUUACGGCGAAACAACAAUUUGGGGAAUCUUGAUGUGGGAUUUGAUAUUUGCGAAGGUCUGGUAUGGGGUAUUUGCUUUUCUUUCCUACACAUAGGGGUGUUUGUUUCGAGGGAAAACUGUAUCGGGAGAAAGGGAGGGAGUAAAAAUAAAAUAACAAAUGGAAUAAGUGGAGUGAACUAUGAUGGUUUGGGAUUGAUUGAUAUGGAAUUGACAUGGAAUGGAAC